Molecule: messenger RNA, 1815 nt
Organism: Phytophthora sojae
Lineage: Eukaryota; Oomycota; Peronosporomycetes; Peronosporales; Peronosporaceae
Exons: 1
Coding region: 1-1815 (604 amino acids)
Source: RefSeq, a predicted model, not a curated record
AUGCUGGCGCACGAGGCCGUCAAGACCACCAACAUGUUCAGCUCGCUGACCAAGACCAGCAGCGUGGGCGGCAGCAGCGCCAGCACGGCCAGCACGCCGACGAGCUCCGGCGGCGCCGCCAAGAAGAAGAAGAGCAAGAGCAAGAAGAAGACCAGCAGCAGCCAGGGCAACAAGGCCGACCAGAGCGAGAACCGCGCGGCCGCCGCCAACCGAGGCGCCGCCGCGCAGGAAGACGCGUCGCAGCUGCCGCUCACGCGUCGUCUCGAAGUAGCGGCGGCCAUCCCGGACACGCACGCAGCGCUCGUGGGGCUCCUGGGCUGGAGCAGGCUCUACGUGCACACGGAGACGAUCCUCACCUUCUUCCAGAGCGACGCGCUGUCGCUGCUGCUCAGCAACGUGCUGCGCUCGCGGCCGGCAGCUGCAGUGCUCGACAACCUGGAGGCGCUGCUGGCCAACUGCCUUUCGGUGGAGAGCAGCAACGUCGAGGCCGCUGAGGGGUCCGUGGGGGCCGCGCCGCAUCGACAGAUGGCUGGCGAGGUCGUGGCGGCCGUGAGGGCCAUUGCGGACCAGUUGCAGGGCGCUGCAGAGGACGCGGAGGACGUGAAUGCAGAGGUGGAGCGCGCCGCGAGGAGUCUCAGUCGCCUAGUGUGCGCCCACGCGCUGUCGCUGCAUGGCGUGGACCUGGACUCGCCUCUGACGAAGGAUGUGCAGAACCUGGAGGCCAAGAUCGCGGCGGUGACGAGCGCGGACGAAGCUGUGCGGGGCCAGACCAUCCGCGAGUCCUUCCAGCGACGGGAUCUGCGGAGCGACGCGCUGAAGCUGCACGAGACGCGGCUGAAGAAGCUCACCAAGCUGGUGGAGGAGCGCGUGCAGAGCUCCGAGCAGCAGCAUGAGGUAGAGGAGGAAGUUGAAGAAGAGGAUAACGAGAGCCCGGAAGACGAUUCACAGACCGCGCAGGACGAGACGGCAAUGCAGGAGGUGACCAAGGCGCUGCAGGAGAUGCAGAACCGUAAGGAUGCCGAGCUGGCCCCGCUCCGCGAGAAGAAGAAGGCAGCGAGCGCGGAGGCACAGACUCUGCGCCAGAAGCAAGAGGAGCUUGAGGCCCAGCUGCGCGCAGUGAAGAGCGAGCUGGAGCGCGUGGUUGGCGAGCAGUACCAGGCUGACGAGGGGAUGCGCGCAGUGGAGGAGCGCUUCAUCACGGACACGGCGCGAUUCCGAGCCGAGCACCAGCACGUAACGCGGCGGUUCUCCAGGGCGCAGCGUCGGCGCGUUAUCACGACGGAAGUUAGCCGAGUGGAAAAUGAAGUGCGUCAGGCACGACUUGCCCACAGCCAGGUGCACGCCCUGCGCGCAAAGCAGACGUCCUGUAUUUCUCAGCAGCUCGAGGCCUCGCUCAACUACUUCGAAAGCGAGCUGCCCUGUGUGAAGUUCAUGAUGUCGCGCGUAGAGGAGAACGAGGCUCAGUUGACUGCGGCGCGCAGCGAAGCAGCGUCGUACCGAGCGCUAGGCGUGUCGGCCGUUGCAGCAGAACUCGAAGAGAAGGCUGGAGGUCUCGAAGCGCAUGUGGAGGAGGACAAGAACUGCUUAUCGGCGCUGCGCAAGCGUGACGAGGAGCUGCUGAGCAGUAUGCGCCGCAUACUCACAGAUUCGUCGAUGCGUGAAGCUCUAACUGGAGUUGAAGAGAAGAUCAAGAACGAGUCACAACGCAUGAUCGACUACGUUAGCAAGCUGUACGAGGAGAGUGCAACUCUCAGUACAGGCAACGCUGAUAGCGGUUCUCAAAGCAAUGGAGCCAUCGGCUCCAAGAAGAAAUAA